UCAACAAAUUUUCCUGUUUCCAAACUUUUACAAAAUCGUGUAGAUUAUUCCUUUCAUUUUCUUUUAUUUUCUGACAAAUAAAAUUAAGCAAAAGAUAAAAUUGAUCUAAGCCUUCUUGGAUAUUCCCAAGCAAGCUUGAUUGAAAGUUGAGCAUGGAUGAACCGAAGAGAGAAAUGGAGCAUGGAACCAAACUGGUUUAGGUAAAGUUGAGGGUAAGUUUCGUAUAAUGGUUGUUUUAGUCAUUGAGAGUGUAGAGCUCAUUUGAAGAAUCUAUGAAAUAACGUAGUUUCGAAAGGGUGAGAAUAUUGUUAGUAAGAUAAAUAAGGUGGUCGUGGGGGUUGGUUAGGAGGUUAAGUGAAUGGGCUUGAGAAACUUUGUUGAGGGCGGACUGCCAUAAGUCACAAUUGGUGAGGUCUUCGAGUGAGGCGAGCUUGUGGACUAGGUCAUUGAGAGCGAUGAUGGACAAUGAGGGUUUGUAAUUGUGAGGAAGACUACUAAGUUCGCGUAUGCAUCAAACAGGGGAGAUCCUAAUUAAUGGUCGCAAGGAAACACUUGCUUUUGGAACUUCGGCUUAUGUUACUCAAGAUGAUACUUUAAUGACAACGCUUACAGUAAGGGAAGCUGUUUUCUACUCAGCACAGCUUCAGCUGCCUGAUUCCAUGUCAAUAUCUGAAAAGAAAGAAAGAGCUGAAAUGACAAUCAGAGAAAUGGGGUUGCAAGAUUCCAUGGACACCAGAAUCGGAGGGUGGAGCACCAAAGGACUUAGUGGUGGACAAAAGCGGAGAGUCAGCAUUUGUAUUGAGAUCUUAACAUGGCCCAAGCUUCUCUUUCUUGACGAGCCCACUAGUGGACUAGAUAGUGCAGCAUCCUACCAUGUCAUGAAUCGGAUUGUGAAACUAGCUCACCAACAUGGAAGGACUAUAAUCGCAUCCAUUCAUCAACCUAGUAGUGAAGUUUUUGAGCUCUUCCAUAAUCUUUGCCUUCUUUCCUAUGGCAAAACAGUCUAUUUUGGUCCUGUUUCAAUGGCAGAGAUGCUUUUUGCUACAAAUGGCUUCCCAUGUCCACCUUUAAGGAACCCAUCAGAUCACUAUCUUAGAACAAUCAACAAAGACUUUGAUGAAGACAUAGAGCAAGGAAUAGGUACCAGUAGCACAGAGGAAAUCAUUGAUACACUUGUUAAGUCUUACAAGUCAUCAGAGAUAUGCAAGCAAGUUCAGCAUAACGUAUUAAAGAUAUCCCAACAAAAAAGAGGGCCUCUAGAGAAGAAGGGAAGUCAAGCCAGCUUUAUUACCCAAAGCAUUGUUCUUACAAAAAGAUCUUUUAUUAAUAUGUAUCGUGACUUAGGCUACUACUGGCUUCGCUUUGCAAUCUACAUUGCAUUAUGUUUAUGUGUUGGGACUAUAUUCCAUGAUAUUGGCUUAACCUAUGGCUCAAUUCAGGCUAGAGGAUCCAUGCUCAUGUUUGUUGCGGCAUUCUUGACUUUCAUGGCGAUAGGAGGAUUCCCUUCUUUUGUUGAAGACAUGAAGAUCUUUGGCCGAGAAAGACUAAAUGGACAUUAUGGGGUUGGAGCAUUUGUCAUUGGAAACACAAUUUCAUCCAUUCCUUACUUAUGUUUUAUCUCUUUAAUCCCGGGAGCACUAGCCUAUUACCUGGUUGGACUUCAAAAGAGUUUUGAUCACUUUAUCUACUUUGUCAUAUUGCUCUUCACUAGCACGAUGCUGGUCGAGAGCAUAAUGAUGACUGUUGCAAGCGUUGUGCCGAAUUAUCUCAUGGGAAUCAUUACAGGAGCUGGUAUUCAAGGGAUAAUGAUUUUAAAUGGCGGUUUCUUUCGGUUGCCUGACGACCUUCCAAAACCAAUCUGGAGGUACCCCAUGUACUACAUUGCAUUUCACAAGUAUGCGAAUCAAGGAUUCUACAAGAAUGAAUUUGAAGGAUUAAGUUUCCCUAACAAUCAAGUUGGAGGACCUCCCACCAUUACUGGUGAUGAAGUCUUGAGAAGCUUUUGGCAAGUUGAAAUGGGAUACUCUAAAUGGAUUGAUCUUGUAAUCUUGUUUGGCAUGGUGGUUGUAUACCGUCUCAUGUUCUGGGGAAUUAUUAUCACAGUUGAAAAGAUUAAGCCUCUUAUCAAGGAUUAUAUGGCGGCCUCUCCUAAGAAAUCAAGUAUGAUAUUAGAAAACCCUUCCUCUAUUUCUUCACAAUUAGAAAUGCUUUGAAAUGUUGCAUAUUAAGUAUUUAUAUUGUUAUGACUUUGUCUAGGUUUGCAACUCAAUAGAACCUAACUACUAUCCUUGUUUGAAAUGAACACCAAUUUUAUGGUUUUCGUUUACGAUGUCCAUUGGCGUGGACUAAUAUGAAAUAACUUGGACCUUUCUAGUUACAAAA
Messenger RNA from Gossypium raimondii (Peruvian cotton), 2382 nucleotides. Its product is annotated as ABC transporter G family member 1. Gene Ontology annotation, cellular component: membrane. Lineage: Eukaryota; Viridiplantae; Streptophyta; Magnoliopsida; Malvales; Malvaceae. The record is from RefSeq and is a predicted model, not a curated record. The transcript has 8 exons. The coding region runs from base 507 to 2213 and encodes 568 amino acids. Gene Ontology annotation, molecular function: ABC-type transporter activity; ATP hydrolysis activity; ATP binding.